Penicillium olsonii is the source of this 531-nucleotide messenger RNA. NCBI's taxonomy places the organism in Eukaryota, Fungi, Ascomycota, Eurotiomycetes, Eurotiales, Aspergillaceae. The record is from the annotation of a GenBank genome assembly.
AUGAGCCGCGAGCCAGUGCCCUCGUCUUUCGACGAGAACCCGCAAUUCAGCGAAGAGACCGGCACGCAAAAGUUCACCCGACGUCUCAAGGAAGAACCACUAGUCCCACUAGGAUGUGCGGCCACAUGUUACGCCCUCUACCGGGCCUACCGAUCCAUGAAAUCCGGCGACUCCGUUGAAAUGAACCGCAUGUUCCGCGCCCGUAUCUACGCCCAAGCCUUCACACUGGUUGCCCUCGUCGCGGGCGGCAUGUACUUCAAGACGGAGCGACAACAGCGCCGAGAAUUCGACCAGGCGGUGGAACUCCGCAAGAAGCAAGAGAAGCGCGAUGCGUGGUUGCGGGAACUGGAGAUUCGGGACAAGGAGGAUCGCGAGUGGAGAGAACGUCAUGCUUCCAUUGAAGCGGCUGCGAAGGAGGCCGGGCACAGGGCGCAUAAUGAGCCUGAUGCGGCGCGGUCGUCCAUUGAGCCUGCGGAUGAGAAGACUGUUGGGGUUUUGGAUGCCGUUAAGGCCUUGGUGUCAGGGAACUGA